Messenger RNA from Anastrepha obliqua, 1024 nucleotides. RefSeq lists its product as uncharacterized. NCBI's taxonomy places the organism in Eukaryota, Metazoa, Arthropoda, Insecta, Diptera, Tephritidae. The coding region runs from base 59 to 631 and encodes 190 amino acids. Gene Ontology annotation, molecular function: protein binding; serine-type endopeptidase inhibitor activity. The transcript is spliced from 3 exons. The record is from RefSeq and is a predicted model, not a curated record.
CAGAAAGCAGUCAAGUUUCGCAGAUCGUAGUGUUAACAUUUUUAAUCCACUCAAUAAAAUGGUGCAUAGUUGUUGUAUAUGGACAGGUGUUUUUAUAUUAACUGCCGUCACGCAUGGAGCACCACAAGAACAAAGAAAUCAAUCAGACGACACCUCACAACGGCUUAGGCGACAAAUCUUCCCCAGCGAUUUUGGUGCGAACAGCGAUCCACUUUUCUUCCCAGCUCCAAAUAUUUUCAAUAUAAAUCCAUUUGCUCGACCGCAAUUUAACCGUCCAGGACCUGGGCAACCGUUGAUAUUCAGCAAUGAGGGGCAGCAAACACCUAGCCAAACAACAACGCCAAAGACACAACAAUCAUCUAACAUUGGUGAUUCGGAUGUUGUUUUUAUAAAUAAUCGACCCAUGGUUGCUACCAUGGCGCCAUUCACAGCACGCACUACAGCUUCGCCACAAUUUUUGAACUGUUUUGGCAGCUGUCCCACUACCUCGGAGUAUAAUCCGGUAUGCGCUAGCAAUCAGCAGCAAUACCAGAAUCAACAAAAGUUCGAUUGUGCGCGACGUUGUGGCGCAGACAUCCAAAUCGUGCGACGCGGCAGCUGUGAAGGUCUAUUUCCCAUGCAACGCGGAUAAGAGCAUUAUAAGUUAUACUUAUGCACAUUUAUAGACUUAAAUUUUAUGUAUGUGUACAUAAGUGUUUGUAAGUAUAUAUGACCGAUGUGUACAUAUGUACGAAAUCUUGGGGCAACCGAACUGAUUUGCUGAAUAAUUUUUCGCCGCAAAAAUAAUGCAUACAGAAUUUUUUUAAGUUGGAGUAUAUGUACAUAUGUAUGUAUGUAUGCAUGUGUGUGCAUGCAUGUCUUGUUAGGCUAGCCAAUAAUCAAUAUAAAUACAUAUAUUGUGAUACCUGUUAUUUUAUGAUGCAAGUUGCUAAUUUUUUUUUUGUUUUUGUUUUUUGUGCUCAUACAUAUUCCUGAAUUCGUUAAACUAGUUUUGUUAAGAUAUGUGAAAAAAAUCAAAUAAAAG